Sclerotinia trifoliorum is the source of this 1155-nucleotide messenger RNA. NCBI's taxonomy places the organism in Eukaryota, Fungi, Ascomycota, Leotiomycetes, Helotiales, Sclerotiniaceae. The record is from the annotation of a GenBank genome assembly.
UUCUUUGAUAUUUCCCAUACAACUUUCUGCAAAUUAUCUAUCCCGCAAACGCCAAUAACCCUCACGAUAAACUCUCAAGAUGGUGAGUAAGCUUUGUUGCUUUCUUGUGCGGCGAUGGCCCCAAUGUUGCGAGGCCGUUUCGAUUCUUAUAAAAUCUCUAUGCCAUUUUAGCUUCCCGUUAUUACAUCUGCUAAUAAAUAUUGAUAUGACAGUCUACCGCUCUCAAGUCAAUCAAAUCUCUCGCUCCUCUCCUUGACCGUGUCUUGGUCCAGAGAAUCAAGGCCGAGACCAGAACCGCAGCUGGUAUCUACCUUCCAGAGUCCAGUGUGAAGGAGCUCAAUGAGGCUAGAGUUUUGGCUGUUGGACCAGGAGGUUUAGAUAAGGAUGGAAAGAGAGUUAGCUGUGGUGUCCAGGCUGGUGAUAAAGUUUUGAUUCCUCAGGUAAGCUACAUUGGUUUGUGGUGGACGAGGUGGAGGGCUCAACGAUGUUUGCUUGUGGCUCUUGCAGAUGAAGUGGUGGCUGCAGCAUAGAUCAGGAAGAGCAGAUUUCGGGAGUUGCGGUACAUAUGGAAUGAGCCGUUACUGACAAGAAAUAGUACGGAGGAUCACCAGUUAAGGUCGGAGAAGAAGAAUACACUUUGUUCAGAGACCAUGAGUAAGCUCUACAUCCUCGCACAUUCUUCUGAUUUGGGAAAGUACUGACGAGAGCUACAGUAUCCUUGCAAAAAUUAACGAAUAAAUGCUUUAACGAUAUUACGACUUGACGGAGGGUGUACCAUAGAUGUAUAAAACCGAGCAUAGCGGGCAAAAGGAAAAAAGAUAUCUAGUGAAAGGUGUUGAGAGGACAUGUCGAAGACUGGCCUAAUACUAAGGGGCUCAAGGAAACGUUUUUUUGUAUACCUUGAAUCUCAGCCGGUGGAUUGCUGUGCAUGAAUUUAAAUGAAUCUCUUCUCCUCAAAUAUCAAAGUGUUUCUGGGGUAAAUUUUGAUCGCGAUCCAAGGGAUUGUACUUGCUCCGGAAACUUUAUGUUGUGCUUGUUUCAGAGUUCAGCCUGCGAUACCGUUUCUUUUGCGUUAAUUUACAAGAAGCCGGCGAGAGGGCAACAGAAACCUGGGAGAACUGCAAAGGCGCACAUCAAUUUAGUAUCGCUGUAAAA